AAGGCACUGGGGGAGGAGGAAGCGGUAGCAGAGAUCUGAAUAAUUGAUUCUUCAGCCGCACCAGACGCUCAGGAGCGGGCGGAGAGCGCGUUUUCAGCACCAGGGACAGCGGCACAUCGCUGCAGGCACCCACUUCGCCAGGCAGUCGCCUAUCCUGGCCUUGUCGCCGCUGUGCGCCCCGGGAAAGGGUGGCAGUGCUCCGCGCCGCCGCCGCCGAGGGACUGCGGGGUCUGCCUCGGCCCGCCUCCAGGGAGGGCGGCUGCGGGCGGGAGAUGCUUUCGCCCACCGGAGCUCCAAGCCUCCCUGGCUGUCGCGGGGGCUGCUGCGUCUAGCCGACUGAGAACAAGUCCCCUAAGUUGACGUGGGGGCGCCCCUGCCUUCCUCCUCCUCUUCCUCCGAGGCGACCGCAGCAGAAGCAAGCCUCAGGAGCCCGGUUUUGCCAGUGCUGUGAACCAGGGUGGCUGGGCGCUCUUCGGACUCCCGUCGGGAAAUGGGGAGCUGAACGCCUGGUGGCGAGCUGGCCCCGCAGCGAAGGGCCCAGAGGGAGCUGCCAUCCCCCGCCCGCGCCUCUCUCCAGCGGGGACCGCGGGGAUCCCCGGCCACACGCGCGCGCGCUCCCACACUCACUCACACACACACUCGCCCUCACGCACACCACCAGCCGGAGCCUGGGCUGCGGAGAGGGCUCCCGGGCGCGCUUAGAGGACCGGGCAGCUGCUGUCCGGAGUGGGGCAGGAAGCCGAGCUCCGGCUUUUGGAGGGAGGCGCCGCGGGGCUAGCCGGAGCAUGGGGCUGGGUGAGCGCUGAGAGUCGCGGCCGCAGCCAUCAGCCCUGGAGAUGACCAGGAGCGGCCACUGCUGAGAACUAUGUGGAGAGAGGCUGCGAGCCCUGCUGCAGAGCCUCCGGCUGGGAUAGCCGCCCCCCGUGGGGGCGAUGCAGACAGCGCGGGACAGCCAGGGGAGCGUGCGGGGGCCGCAGCAUGCGGAAACCCGCUAAACCCGGUGGCUGCUGAGGCGGCCGAGAUGCUCGUGCGCGCAGCGCGCCCCACUGCAUCCUCGACCUUCUCCGGCUACAGGGACCGUAAGUGGCGACUAUGGGCAGACUGGGUUAUUGGACCCUGCUGGUGCUGCCGGCCCUUCUGGUCUGGCGCGGUCCGGCGCAGGGUGCGGCGGCGGAGAAGGGUCCCCCGGCGCUGAACAUUGCGGUGCUGCUGGGUCACAGCCACGACGUGACGGAGCGCGAACUGCGAAACCUGUGGGGCCCCGAGCAGGCAGCAGGGUUGCCCCUGGACGUGAACGUGGUGGCCCUGCUGAUGAACCGCACGGACCCCAAGAGCCUCAUCACACAUGUGUGCGACCUCAUGUCUGGGGCGCGCAUCCAUGGCCUUGUGUUUGGGGACGACACCGACCAGGAGGCCGUGGCUCAGAUGCUGGAUUUUAUCUCUUCGCAGACUUUCAUCCCCAUCCUGGGCAUCCACGGGGGCGCAUCUAUGAUCAUGGCUGACAAGGAUCCGACGUCAACCUUCUUCCAAUUUGGAGCGUCCAUCCAGCAACAAGCCACGGUCAUGCUGAAGAUCAUGCAGGAUUACGACUGGCAUGUCUUCUCCUUGGUGACCACCAUCUUCCCUGGCUACAGGGACUUUAUCAGCUUCAUCAAGACCACAGUGGACAACAGCUUUGUGGGCUGGGACAUGCAGAACGUGAUCACCCUGGACACUUCCUUCGAGGAUGCAAAGACGCAAGUCCAGUUGAAGAAGAUCCACUCUUCCGUGAUCCUGCUCUACUGUUCCAAAGAUGAGGCCGUCCUCAUCCUGAGUGAGGCCCGCUCCCUGGGCCUCACUGGAUAUGAUUUCUUCUGGAUUGUCCCCAGCUUGGUUUCUGGAAACACGGAGCUCAUCCCCAAAGAGUUUCCAUCAGGACUCAUUUCAGUCUCCUACGACGACUGGGACUACAGCCUGGAGGCGCGAGUGAGGGACGGCCUGGGCAUCCUAACCACUGCCGCAUAUUCCAUGUUGGAGAAGUUCUCCUAUAUCCCUGAGGCCAAGGCCAGCUGCUACGGGCAGACGGAGAAGCCGGAGGCCCCACCACACACCCUGCACCAAUUUAUGGUCAACGUGACAUGGGAUGGCAAAGACUUGUCCUUCACUGAGGAAGGCUAUCAGGUGCACCCCAGGCUGGUGGUGAUUGUGCUGAACAAGGACAGAGAAUGGGAAAAGGUGGGCAAGUGGGAGAACCAGAGCCUGAGCCUCAGGCACGCCGUGUGGCCGAGGUACAAGUCCUUCUCAGACUGCGAGCCGGACGACAAUCAUCUGAGCAUCGUCACCCUGGAGGAGGCCCCCUUUGUCAUCGUGGAAGACAUCGACCCGCUGACCGAGACGUGUGUGAGGAACACUGUGCCGUGUCGGAAGUUUGUCAAGAUCAACAAUUCAACUAACGAGGGGAUGAAUGUUAAAAAGUGCUGCAAGGGGUUCUGCAUCGAUAUCCUGAAGAAGCUCUCCCGCACCGUGAAGUUCACCUAUGACCUCUACCUGGUGACCAACGGGAAGCACGGCAAGAAAGUUAACAACGUGUGGAACGGAAUGAUCGGUGAGGUGGUCUAUCAACGGGCGGUCAUGGCGGUCGGCUCGCUCACCAUCAAUGAGGAGCGUUCUGAGGUGGUGGACUUCUCUGUGCCCUUCGUGGAGACGGGGAUCAGCGUCAUGGUUUCAAGAAGCAACGGCACGGUCUCACCCUCUGCUUUUCUAGAACCGUUCAGCGCCUCCGUGUGGGUGAUGAUGUUUGUGAUGCUGCUUAUCGUGUCCGCCAUAGCUGUUUUCGUCUUCGAGUACUUCAGUCCCGUUGGAUACAACAGGAGCUUAGCCAAAGGGAAAGCACCCCAUGGGCCUUCUUUCACGAUUGGAAAAGCUAUAUGGCUCCUCUGGGGCCUGGUGUUCAACAACUCCGUGCCCGUCCAGAACCCCAAAGGUACCACCAGCAAGAUCAUGGUGUCCGUGUGGGCCUUCUUCGCUGUCAUCUUCCUCGCCAGCUACACGGCCAACCUGGCCGCUUUCAUGAUCCAGGAGGAGUUUGUGGACCAAGUGACCGGCCUCAGUGACAAAAAGUUUCAGAGACCUCACGACUAUUCCCCACCUUUCCGAUUUGGCACGGUGCCUAACGGCAGUACCGAGAGAAACAUUCGUAAUAACUACCCCUACAUGCAUCAGUACAUGACCAAAUUCAAUCAGAAGGGAGUGGAAGAUGCCUUGGUCAGCUUGAAAACUGGGAAACUGGACGCUUUCAUCUACGAUGCUGCGGUCUUGAAUUACAAGGCUGGGAGGGAUGAAGGCUGCAAGCUGGUGACCAUCGGGAGCGGGUACAUCUUCGCCACCACUGGCUACGGAAUUGCUCUCCAGAAGGGCUCCCCUUGGAAGAGGCAGAUUGACCUGGCCCUGCUCCAGUUUGUGGGUGAUGGCGAGAUGGAGGAGCUGGAGACUCUGUGGCUCACGGGGAUCUGCCACAACGAGAAGAACGAGGUGAUGAGCAGUCAGCUGGACAUCGACAACAUGGCGGGCGUGUUCUACAUGCUGGCGGCUGCCAUGGCCCUCAGCCUCAUCACCUUCAUCUGGGAACACCUCUUCUACUGGAAGCUGCGCUUCUGUUUCACGGGCGUGUGCUCCGACCGGCCGGGGCUGCUGUUCUCCAUCAGCAGGGGCAUUUACAGCUGCAUUCAUGGAGUGCACAUUGAAGAGAAGAAGAAGUCUCCAGACUUCAACCUGACCGGAUCCCAGAGCAACAUGUUAAAACUCCUUCGGUCAGCCAAAAACAUCUCUGACAUGUCCAACAUGAACUCCUCAAGAAUGGAUUCCCCCAAAAGGGCUGGAGACUUCAUCCAAAGAGGUUCCCUCAUCAUGGACAUGGUUUCAGAUAAGGGAAAUUUGAUCUAUUCAGACAACAGGUCCUUUCAGGGGAAAGACACCAUUUUUGGGGACAACAUGAACGAACUGCAAACAUUCGUGGCCAAUAGGCACAAGGACGGCCUCAAUAACUAUGUGUUCCAGGGACAGCACCCUCUCACGCUCAAUGAGUCCAACCCCAACACGGUGGAGGUGGCCGUGAGCACAGAAUCCAAAGCCAACUCCAGGCCCCGGCAGCUUUGGAAGAAAUCCAUGGAAUCACUGCGCCAAGACUCCCUGAGCCAGAACCCUGUCUCCCAGAGGGACGAGGGAGCAGUGGAGAACAGGACCCACUCCCUAAAGAGUCCUAGAUACCUUCCAGAAGAGGUGGCCCAUUCGGACAUCUCGGAAACUUCGAGUCGGGCCACGUGCCACAGAGAGCCAGACAACAAGAACCACAAGACCAAGGACAACUUCAAAAGGUCAGCAGCCUCCAAAUACCCCAAGGACUGCAGUGAGGUCGAGCGCUCCUACCUGAAAACCAAAGCGAGCUCCCCCAGGGACAAGAUCUACACCAUCGAUGGUGAGAAGGAGCCCAGUUUCCACUUAGACCCUCCCCAGUUCGUUGAGAACAUGGCCCUUCCCGAGAACGUGGAGUUUACAGACCCCUACCCAGACCACGACGAGAACUUCCGCAAGGGGGACCCCGCGCUGCCGGCCACCAGGAACCCCCUGCACAAUGAAGACGGACCCCCCAACAAUGACAAGUAUAAGUUCUACUCCAAGCACUUCACCCUGAAAGACAAGAGUCCCCCUCACAGCGAGGGCAGCGAGCGGUACCGACAGAACUCCACCCACUGCAGGAGCUGCCUUUCCAACCUGCCCACCUACUCAGGCCACUUCACCGUGAGGUCCCCAUUCAAGUGCGACGCCUGCCUGCGGAUGGGGAACCUGUACGACAUCGACGAAGACCAGAUGCUCCAGGAGACAGGGAGCCCGGCCGCCCAGGAGGAGGUCUACCAGCAGGACUGGGCGCAGAACAGCACCCUCCAGUUCCAGAAGAACAAACUCAGGAUCAGCCGUCAGCACUCCUACGACAACAUUCUCGACAAACCUCGGGAGACAGACCUUAGCAGGCCCUCCAGGAGCAUAAGCCUCAAGGACCGGGAACGGCUUCUGGAGGGAAACCUGUAUGGGAGUCUCUGUAGCGUGCCCUCAAGCAAACUCUUGGGGAACAAAAGCUCCCUCUUACCCCAGGGUCUGCAGGACAGCAAACGGAGCAAGUCUCUCUUGCCGGACCACACCUCCGAGAACCCUUUCCUCCGCUGCCAUGGGGACGAGCGACGCUUAGUCAUUGGGAGAUGCCCCUCGGACCCUUACAAACACUCGCUGCCAUCCCAGGCCGUGAAUGACAGCUACCUUCGAUCGUCCUUGAGGUCCACAGCGUCGUACUGUUCCAGGGACAGUAGAGGCCACGACGACGUGUAUAUCUCAGAGCAUGUUAGGCCUUAUGCUGCAAAUAAGAACAAUAUGUACUCCACCCCCAGGGUUUUGAAUUCCUGCAGCAGUAGACGUGUGUACAAGAAAAUGCCUAGUAUCGAAUCUGAUGUUUAGAACCUUCCAUUAAUGUUUUAUCUAUAGGGAAACAUACGUAACAGCCAACGUUCUGGAGGGUAAAUGUCGGAUGUCCGAUGGUGCCUGCAAAGAGAAGGGGAUUUAGGAAGGUAUUUUUUUUGUUGGUUCUUUUGCACCUGGCUCCACGCCAUACAUAGUCUUCCCCUCAAGGAAUCUUGUGAGGCGUGUGCUGAGCAUAGCAGAUACCGGAUAGGUGAGUCCUUAACCAAAAAAAAAAAAAAAAAAAAAAAAGCAAAUAAAUAAUAUAUAAUAGGGCAGGUCUCCGGGACACGCCCUCUAGGGAUGUUGGCAAUAACGAUGCGUCAGAGGCCAGUGGUGAUGUUAUGAUUUUCUAUAUUCCAAAGUCCACGAAGACCAGUCCACCAUGUAAUUUCCUCAUCAGAAAUGCCUAACGGUCUCUCUCAUCCAGAAUAAGCAAUAUGGUACGCAUGUAAACCCGACACAGACACAGCAGUUAUGAACGCGUCUGCACCGCAGCGAGAUGGACGUGCAAGAGAUGAGGAAGUUUGGCUUUGUACCCGUCUCAGCUUUAGUGUCAUGCCUCCCGUCACUGCCCCGGCCCGGCCCCAGAACCAACCCCAGGCUCCCCCCCGCCACCACCACCACACACACAAAGAAUCACAAAUUCCCAUGUUCAUAGUAACCAUGCUACCUUCACUAGAGUCUGUUUCCAAGACUCAUCUGGAGGAAAAGGCCAGGAGGGCCCUCAGGCGGAGAACGACGAGAAUCUCUCUGGAUGUCAACUUGUGUGUUUCACAGACACUCUCUCACCCUUGGCUUCGAUGGUCUUGUUCAGAGCUGCACAAACCGAUACGUGUAUGUCUCCGACACCUAAUCUGUGGAUCUUCUGUCUCUGGACACAGAGGCUGUUGUAGUUUAUCCCGAAGAUUCCUAUGUACGUAAGUCUGUGUUCCCCCCCCCUUCUGGUGACGACUCAGGGUUGUAUAGUAUCUGUUACCCCUUACCUCCUAGAGUGACCAUCACUCGUUCAGUCCCCGAACAGCUAUGGUGGAGUCCAAGUGUGUGUCACUGUUCCCAGGGUUGUCAACAUCGUGGCAUAUGCCAGCAGCCACGUGAUCUGUAAAAAGUACAAUGCCGUCUGUCCACUGAAGGCUGGCACGCUUUUAGGUUGUCCUUAACCUCAUGAAGUUCAGUUGGACAUUCGUUCCCACCCCAACCUCCUCAGAUCAAAAGCCUUCAAAACAUGAGAGACCCUCAUGCAUCGACCCUGAGCAUCCUCCAAAAUCGUGGAUAAACUUUAGUGGCAAACACGAUUACUCUCUUCUGAAAUACUCGCUCGAUUGGAGGCACAGUGCUUCACCAGCACCAACAGAGAUCUAGGACAAACUCCCCAGAGCAUUUGUCAUUUCCGAGCCACCCCCGUUGUCCGUUUCUUGCUUUACUCAGACCUGUGCGUGUGUGAUAUGAAAUGAUACGCCUUUAAAAAACAGUGCGGGGAGAAGGGGAAGCUUCAGCAUCAGAAGCUCUUGGCACAGUGCCUCGCUCACACCAAGAGCCCCCCCCCCUCAAAAAGGUAGUUGUUACGUUCUGACACUUUAUCAGAAUUUCCUAGUUUAAAAACUAAAUAUUAUGACCCCCACAAACAAUGUUAGUUGUACAUUUUAUAUAGUUCUGAUUUAGGUUAUUUUACAUUCAUUAUCGCCCCUGAGAUUUCUGGGAUGACUAGGCCUCAGGUUCUGUAGAGUAGCUGAGUCUGCUUGACAAGAUACGGUGGAAACCCUAAGCUAAGAUGAACCUGACAGUCUCCUGGUUUCCUCCCGCAUUUUGCUUUGGGUUCUCAGAGAAGGGGACGGAGGGGUAGCUACCCUGUUUCUUUUACACAUGGCACGUUCUGUCUUGUAGGCAGGGUUUUCCUGCCAGGGGGCGGGGCCAGGAACGAUUCUUUCAGAGCUUCAGGAUUCAUUGAAUAGCUCCAUCGUUGGGCCAGUGCACCCAGCAGUAAUGAGAAGUGGUCGCCGUAAGUUUCAGGGUCAUCGGUGGGGAGGCAGAGGGGCCAAAAGUCCUCUCCUCACCUUUGAGGUUGAGAGGCUCAAGAGGCUGGCCAGGCACCGAGGACAAACGUAUGCAGACAUUGUAUUUUCUUUCUCAGAUGGUAUGCUUCUGCUGCCCAAGAGCCAACAGUGGAGAAGCCUAUAUCCAUUCCGGUCUUAGGCACAGACCUUGCUGUUUUGUGUUUUAGAACUUUCUGCCUCUGCCCUCCCAUUGCUUUCCAGACCUACAUUCCCCCCAGCCAGGAUCACCUCCCUCCCUCACAAGACUGGCGUGUCAUGACAUGAAAUGAAUUACAAAGUCUCCCCAGCACACACGGCAGUGUUGUGUCAUCAACCCAAAGAGGCUUUCUGUCUUCUUCCCGUGUCCUCAAAACCCAAGGGGGCUGCCAACUGUGACAGAGGCCUCCAGGGAGAAGGUGACUUACACUCAUAACGUCCCAUAGAUCAAAAACCCUCCUGCUAACAACAGCAUAAUUUCCGCUGUUAACCCCAUGUUUAUCUAGGUAAAGAAGCAACAGUAACAUACUGAAAAAAACACGUGCUUCCUUUAAUACCCAAAGUGGUUUUUUUUUUAAACAAAAUAAACAAUGAGGAUUGGAAUGCUCUAUAUAAUGAAUGUAUAAUUUCCCUCUUUUCCAAAUUUGUUGACUCUCAACGGUGAUGAUCGCAAACAUCAGAAAAUUGACCGUCGAAUCAGAUGGGCAAUUGCCAAGAGAAAGAUAAUGACGCGGAGCAAUUCCAAAGUAAUCAAGUCAGUUCUGUUCUUUGCAGAAGCCUAUCAAGGCAUAAAUAGGAAGCCCUUGACUCUGGACCCAUCACAGACAGUUCCGCUGACAUGCCAGCUUGAGAUCUUAGAUCUCAAAGAGCCAGAAUCUCUGAACCCAAAUUUGUGCCUGAGUUUCACCUGACUCAAGUCACAGCUGGCAUCCAUAAUGGUACUUUGGCCACCCUAACUGGCCUUCUCUACUUGAGAGGGAUCCGGCUCGUACUUCUGAAGGCAGAUACAUACGUUUCUGUUGAUCGGUAACAGUAUACACAGGCCCAGCUUAAAACAGUCUGUGUAAGAGGAGGGCCUUCUAGGGCAUGAAUUACACCCUGGAAACCUUUGAGUUUCUCAAAAAUAGUCCUCACUGUCCUUACAGUCUUAGACCACUUCUGGCUUCACUGAUCUGAGAAGACAGGUUCCUCGUGCGUCUGUGUUUCUGCCAGUGAGGCUUCCUUGAGAGGUGCGGGAUUUUGAUCUCCCCACUCUUCUGUUCUCUGCACAUCUCACUUUGUCAUUACAGCCAGCCACGUGACUGGGUGUCUCGUGGAUUAGACUAGGUUUCUCUUCCCUGUUGCAGGGAGCCUAAGAAGUUUUCACCCUCUGCUGUUCUGAUGAAACCGAUCAUCGCAGCAAAAAUCAGUCAAAUCGACUCACACUUAUUUUCAAGGAAGGAACAAGAAAAUUACACCUUGUUUACAAAUGAAAUAGUUUCACUUAAAUGGGACUCUCGCCAAGGCUGUUAAUUAGUCAACAGAUCCGUAGCAGUCAUACAGCCCUACAUUGUUUAUUCUAUUUGAUAUGUCUGCCAGUGAUGUGUGUUUAAUAUUCUGCGUCCUUCUCAGGAAAUGACAAAUGCCCUGAAUUCUUGGCAAAUAGAAUUGCUAAUGAAAAAGGAAAAAAACAAACAAACAAAAAAACAAAGUUGGUGUUAAUUAAAUGGUGAUUAAAAAUUUAUGUCCUUUCAACCUAAGAAGUGCAGCUCUAAUAAUCGGUUGCCGUAUAAAUAAAUACCUUGCACUGAAAUCCCUUAUGGCAUAAGACCUAAAUAAAUACUCAUUUGAGAAACCAAAAUAUCUUUCAGAAGAGCUGAAUAUAUUUGUUAACUUCAGGCACAUCCCUGUACUGUUUCUUUGUGCAGAGCUGUUGUUCAGGAAUCCUUGCGAAGGGGAUUUGAGUUGUUUCUGAAACAGAGGCUGUUUGCGUUUGACCGCGACGAACGUGGGCAGAACUCAGAGUUCUAGGGGUAAAAAAAAAAAUGGCACGUGUGGCAACAAAACUCAUUGGUCGGUAUUUCAUGGGAGUCCAGGGUUCCACGUAAAGGCGGUCUUCAAUGCAAAAGCAGUGUUUAUUUCCACCUGAGACAAAAUUAGGCCUUCCGGAUGCCUCAUAUUCUUUUGGCCAACAGGGUUGGAAGUGCUGAAUGAGAGGUUUGGUGGGGUCUAUACCAAAAUUCAGUUGUGCUUUUCCAUUCAACCCCCUCACAUCAUGCUGUGUUCACAUCUAGUCCUAUCCGAUGAGGUCAGCUUCCCACUCGAUAGACAUCAGACGUGGUAAAACGCACUUAUCCUGUGAAUACCAAUGCUCGGGUACACAUGUACAUAUCAUACACAUGCUUGAUUUCUACAGUUCACACGUAAGUGUAUUAUCCAAAUAACAUUGUAUAUAGUGUAAAGUUUAUGUUAAAAAUUAUGUGAUGAUGAUGGUUACGGACCCGCGGAAAACCCAUUCUGGUUAUCGGUGCAAGGAUAUGUAGGAAGAGAAGCCACUCUUUAAAAAACAACAACUCAGUUCUAGGGAGGAUGGCAGGGCCCAAGUGGAAUCUGGGGGGUUGGUGUCCUUGGAUUCUGUUCAAAAACGGUAUGUGGGGUUGGGGCCCAGCACACGUUCUACUCACACUUACUUCUGAAGACAGUGCCGACACGGACGUGUGUGUGAUUUCUGCAAACCCGUCAAAGGGCAUCAUCCCCAUCGUCUUCCCCAUCUCCACGUGUGUGCCCGGAAGUACUCUUGAUCUGGCAUCAGCUAAAGAUGCCUGCCCAGAAGGGUCUUAGAAAAACAGAACUUAUAGGACCACACCAAGAUUUGGGGGGAAGGGAGGUGAGAAAAUCAAGAGAUAAUGAAGGUCCCAAAAAGGCACCAUCUGUAUAAGAUGGUCAGACAGACAGUAUCAGAGCCAGGUCUGGAAACCAAGACCCACACGUAUGGUCCACGUAAUUCUCCACCUGGUUCCCUGGACCAGGUGACUCAGUUCUAGGCUUCUCUCACAAGUGGUCUCCGGGCACCUCUGGGAUAAGAGCCAGAGAACCUCACAGAACUGACCCCGCUUUCUUUGCCUCUUGCCUUAUACAGACCCAUACAUCCCUCUUUGAAUUCGGUUUUCCCUUAAGCUCCCCAACACUCCCUGCCUCAGAUUCCUGGGGAAGAGAAACCUUUUCUCAGGGACCUGUUCCCUGGAAAGUCAACAAGGAAUAGAGUUUAAAACCUCAAACCAAAGAUGAAAGCUGGCAGUGAUCACGGAGGUAACAGUUCUGUUUCUUAUGAGCCAAGGAUGAACAAAGGACACUGACCAGCUGAUAGCACUUGCUUAAGGAUCUACUCUCCUUUUAAGACCAAUUUGGGUUUGGGAGACGCAAGGGUGAUAGAAAAUAUAUAGUCUCUUCCCAUGAGCAGCUUACGGUCUAGAAAUUCAGCUCCCUAGGACAAAAGAUAACUGAGGACCCAUGAAACGCAAGCAGAGACUGAGUAUAAAAACUGGAAAUGAUAAAUCAAGUUCUUGCCAGGAAAUAAAAAUCUAACUUUUUCCAGGAUCAAACAAACAGACCCCUCCUUCCUUAGACCUGUAAGUAACUCUGGAAAAUACAGUCUCCCGGAGAUACCCUUGAUGAUUUGAACCUUCCAAGACAGAGCCUGGGAAAGCCAAGAGCAUCUAAACAGGUGACCAGACUUACCCUUCACGUUUGUGUGCAGGAGACUCAGAUCUGGGUCCAUGGGGUUCUCCAGCUCUUGCCAAAUCCUGCCUCCUUCCAGCCCCCCUUUAUGAUGUGUGCUUCAAGAAAAGGUUGAAAGAAAUCGCCAAAGGAUUAGAACACAGACCGUGAUAUAAAAAAACUAUUUCCUGAAAGGUUUUUUUGUUUGGUUGGUUUUAUUUUUGACUUAUGAAGAAUACUUUUGAUAGUUCAGGGUAUAAAUGUAUCAGGGAAGGGAGUGAGGAGAAUUCCUUGUUGAGUCCCAAGUGCCUACUGUGUGGCUGACAGAAGAGAGCUCAUCAGGUUCCCUGGAGAGAAAAUGGGGCAAACAGAUGGUGAGAAGAAUCAGGAUGUGUUUCAGGAAUCGGGGGGGGGGGGGCGUGGAGGGGGCAGAGCUUCUUUUCUCUCUGUCCCUCCCGUUCUGUGCAUUGCCAGGAUGUUGGAGUCUCUCCUUGUCCCAGCUACGUGCCUUGGGUCAGUCAGCACCUGAGUUUGGAAGUACCAAAAUGUCUCCACACAGAGUGUAGACUAUCCUAGGCAUAUCCUAGAACGAGAUCCUCAAAAUAACCAUAGGAUAGAAGUGUGAUUGCUCCCAUUUUACAGAUAAGGAAACUGAGGCUCAGGUUGGUCUCAGCCUCAUCAGCAACAGGAAUUUGCUAAUAAACCCCUAACGUUGGGUGUAUUCUUGAAGUGCCUGAUCUCUGCCAGGGAGGUCAGAAUGCGAGUCGGAAAGAGAGAUGUGCUGUUUUGAGGUCCCCGGGGCUCUCUCUGGAGUUUCAGCCUCUGUGGGGAGGAGGUUUGUUAGUGUCCUACCCCCCGUUGUCUGGUUUGGGGUGUAUUGAGAACUCCUGGGGAUCUCACCUCUGUUCAGGUCCCUUUUGAGACUCGAAUGCGGUUUUGCGUCUCUCCCCAUACGCUUGCACUCGGCAUUCGCUUUUUUUGGUUCUUGGGGAGUUACUAUCUCUCCUUGGCACGUGCCUACUUUCAACUAUCCCUUUCCACCCCUAUCUUCUUUUUCUCAGUAGACAUCAGGGUUCAUUCCAUUCAACAUGGGCAAAUCGUAUUCUCCCACGUGUGUGCGGGCACACAGGCCGCCCCAGGGUGCCCCCAUUCAAGCUCCCCUAAACAUUAUGGCCCAUUUUCAGAAAGGUCCUGUUACUUGCAAGGGACCGUCUCUGCAGGGUCAUCACUGGCACCAAGGUAACUACUGAACCAUGGAGUGUUCCGUUUGCCUCCUUAAAGGGUGUCGAUCUGGAAUGUUUCCAUCGGGCUCUCUGGGAGUCCAAGAUGACAGCGUGCAUAACGCAUCAGGGAGGCCAAGACCCUGAGCCCGUGUGUUCCUUUCUUGCGCGGCUCCUGUGUUCUGAGCCACAGAACAGCGGGCGUUGAUGUUUACCAUGAACUGGGGACACAUUAAGGUCAUUUUAUAGAUGAAGAAACUGAGCUGAGAUCUGAAGGAAUGUUCUUCUGGGAGGUUCUGUGAUUCAGUCCUUCUGGAGGGCCAGUGCAUCUAACUGAGCGCCCGUGUCCCCAUCCCUGAGAAGUUCUCUAGCUGUUUACAAUCUUCCAAGCUGGCAGUCAAAAGUCUCUUAAGACAGAAAAGUUAUUAUGAUUUAAUAGCUCUUUUGAGAUCCUGUCAUUGGGUCUACAAGGGCAUGACAACAUUCUCCAGGGGAUGAUGAGCUGUGCAGAAACUGGAACACUCCAAAGAACCAUCUGGCUGGUAGGGGUUCUUCUCUGGGGCUGUAUUUCAAAGCAUACAGCUCUCCAGGGAGCCAGAACCAAACUGUCUCCAGUAGCAUCGUUUCUCAGAUCAACUUCCUCCAAUAAGGUGUCCGCAGUGUGCAGAGACAAACAGGACAAAACUGAGAUUAUCACUCAUAUAAACCCCUCUUAGGGACCAGGUCCAUGAAACAGUAAGUUUGCAUUUUCGCGAUUCUGGAACAUUCCUCAUUAGCAGUAGCCCUGGGUCAUAACCUCCUCCAGUUAAUUCUCUCACACCUUUGGGAAGGAUUUAAGACGAGCCUUCUAAAGAAUAUUAACGUAACACGUAGCCAAUACCACAGCUGCCUUUUAAAUUAAUAAGGUUAAUUGUUCUCCAGCAAACAUAAGUUUGUCUUUGGCAUUUUAAAUGCUUCUCAUUGAUCUGACAUUUUGCUGUUUCAAGCUUUUAAAGGGCUCAAAUCAAAGACUAUUGAUAUCUGAGCAAAUAGUGAAGGUCCAGAAAUAUAAAAACAUUGUCAGUUUUUCCAUGAAAAAUAAUCAUAGCCUUUUGAAUUCAACUGAGGUUUUUACAUUGCAUUACAUCUAAGACCUAUCGAAUUAUUUCUAUUCUCAGUUAAGCUAAUUCAAAUAAAUGAGCGGUAUUGACUUUUUAAAACGAUUUUAUUAAAAAAAAAAAAAAAAACUCUAGGUUCAUUAGGUUUGUGGACAUAGCUCUGAAGCCCUGGCCGCUAAGGAAAUGUUCCAGUUUAGAAACUGAAGAUUCGGAGUAUCUGGGGUCAAAUUCAGACGAUCAUCUUUGAAAAUUCUGGUGGAUUUACAAACCUGAAAAUGGCACUUUAACUUUCACGUUCCCCCACAUUUUUCACUGGGAAAGGAUGCCAAGUGUGUAUUUUUUUUUUUCCCAAAUCGGAGAUAAGGCCAAGAAUAACAUUUUCUUAGAAAAUUCAGGAAACUACUCGGUAACAACUAAUUACACGGCUAGAUGGGGCUCAGAGGCCUUCCAAGCCUGAGGUUCCUCAAAGAUUUCUUUAUCAGUUGUUCUUAAGCUAUGAGUCUUAGUCUCGGUUCCUUCCCCUGCUAAAACAAAUUGAAAAGCAUACACUUGCCAAAUCACUUAGUCGGUAGAAUUUGCUGUUGAUCACAAAAGGAUGUUUGUGCAUAUGUGUUUAUGUAUAGUAUAUAUAUUUCAAGCUGAAUAUUCCGAAAGGAUGAGGUGAGUUUCACGGGUGGUUGGAAUAAGAAAUAGACCAUCAGAGUCACCAACAGUGGCCUUCUCAGACAGAAAAAGAGGGUCAACUAUUCACCUUCCAGACACAUGACGACCUGUUGCGUAACACACAGGCUGGUCAUUUACCCACAAGGAAGGACUGGGAAGCAGCUUUGAAGACCCAUGUCUGAGUCCAUCCCUCACCCAACAUGGGCAGGAUUGAACACUCCAUAUGCAGAGCGUUUCCCAUUCACAGCGACACCCAAACCCAGUCCAAAAAAACCCACAUCAGAACUGGCUUGAUCUCUUGUAUGGUGGGGCCCAAAGCAAGCUGUGUGCUCCACUCAAUGGUCCUCAUUUGGGAACAGACACUCACUUACCAAUCCCAGCAGUUUAUACCUGUCAUGUUUUAAUCAACCGCAUGAGGAAGUGCUGAUAACUGUAUUAAAUAUUUCCAAGCAUAGCUACAAAAUUACACGUUUGCUUAACACCUUUCUAUGAUAGAGGAAGUAUAUACUAUGGUUGUCUUCUUGUAGUACGUCUUUUCUUUUUGUUCAACGUGUUCUCAACUGUUUUAAGGAAUGGGGUUUGAAACUGUGUGUGCAAACUGAUAUAUGUACAUAACUCCCGAGGCAACAAAAGUGCCCAGUCCUAUGGUGUAAAAAUGUAAAUACAGGAAAAUUUCAUUUUUCUAAUAAAGAUAAUUUCUGCCGAUUGAUAUGAAAAUGAGAAA
Messenger RNA from Felis catus (domestic cat), 14914 nucleotides. RefSeq names its product glutamate ionotropic receptor NMDA type subunit 2A (gene GRIN2A). Bases 1093 to 5484 code for a protein of 1463 amino acids. Gene Ontology annotation, cellular component: NMDA selective glutamate receptor complex; postsynaptic membrane; plasma membrane. Gene Ontology annotation, biological process: long-term synaptic potentiation; excitatory postsynaptic potential; monoatomic ion transport. Gene Ontology annotation, molecular function: transmitter-gated monoatomic ion channel activity involved in regulation of postsynaptic membrane potential; NMDA glutamate receptor activity. Lineage: Eukaryota; Metazoa; Chordata; Mammalia; Carnivora; Felidae. The transcript has 14 exons. The record is from RefSeq and is a predicted model, not a curated record.